This is a messenger RNA of Pistacia vera, 1270 nucleotides long. Its product is annotated as pathogenesis-related genes transcriptional activator PTI6-like. Gene Ontology annotation, molecular function: DNA binding; DNA-binding transcription factor activity. The transcript has a single exon. The record is from RefSeq and is a predicted model, not a curated record. Lineage: Eukaryota; Viridiplantae; Streptophyta; Magnoliopsida; Sapindales; Anacardiaceae. The coding region runs from base 142 to 915 and encodes 257 amino acids. Gene Ontology annotation, biological process: regulation of DNA-templated transcription.
CCAAUUCGCUUUCUUAAUUUUACUCAGUUCUCACUCUCUCUCUCUCUCUCUCUUUCCAUUGCCAUACUCUCAAAACCUUCCACUAUACCAAUCAUCAUGUUCAUCUCCUAGCCUUUCCACUCCAGUUACUGAUACCUCCAAAUGAUUUCUAAAACUUCAGUACAACCCACCAUGAUCCAUCCUCCUCAAAGGCUCGUUAGAAUCAUCCUCACAGACGCCGACGCCACUGAUUCUUCCAGCGAUGAAGAGUCCUAUCACCAUCACAACAGCAACAACUCUGCACGACAAGUCAAAAGAAUCGUCAAAGAAAUCAACCUUCAACUCUUUCGUCCUUCACAAUCCCCACCUCCCUCUACAAAUCAACCCUCCAGAAAGAAGAAACCCACAAAGCUCAAGUCAACGGUAGCUGACGUCACUGCCUGCAAAAAGUAUAGAGGAGUCCGCCAGCGACCUUGGGGCCGUUGGGCCGCCGAGAUCCGAGACCCGACCAGAAGAAAACGGGUCUGGCUUGGUACUUAUAAUACGCCUGAAGAAGCUGCUACUGCUUAUGAUAAAGCAGCACUGAAGCUAAAGGGUGCUGACGCCGUUAUAAACUUUCCUAACUCCGUUUCAACGGAACCCGUUGUUGUCGGUCAAAAGCAUAAAGUUGAAGUCCAAGAUCAAUCGCUUAACGGUAGUUCUGCUCCUUCGCCCACUUCUGUUUUAUGUUACGACCAGUUAACUCCGUUCGAUAACGGGUUGGGUUACGGUGACAUUGACAUUGACGUUGACGCUGACGUUUUCGGUUUCGAUUUCGGUUUCAAGAUUGACGCGCCGUUAAGUCUGCCUGAUUUUGUGUCGUCGGAGAAAUACUUUGGGGAGGAUGAGUUUAGCGAGUUUAACGUUGACGAAUUUUUAGUGGAAGACGUGCUAUAGAACACGUGUCUUAAUACUGUGUUUGUCACUUGUGGGAUGGAUAGUUACUGAAGAAAAAUAUUAGGGAGAUUUUUGUAAUUUUCCGUGUUACAAGUUCUGUCUGUUCUGUGACUAAGCAGCCAAGAAUUCGUGACGUGGCAUAGUGUGAUUUUGGCGUUUGAGGAACAAAGGUUGAAGUAGAAUUCCAAAAUUAGUAAAUUUUGUUUGAUAAUUGGAUAUUAUUUAUCAAACUAGGGAGUGUAAUUGAGUGAGUUAGCAGAUUUUGGCAACUAGAAAGGUUAGCUCAAACGUCUUAUUGACGAUUUUGUAAUUUUGAACAAUUAAUUAUUAGUUAGUGUUCUAUUUAUAAAUCAAA